AUGUCUGAUUCUAAUGUUUUCGGGAGUAUUUUUGCUGAAACUGCUCCCACACGAGGUCUUAUUGUUAAGCAACCAACUGAGGAACUUCAAUUAGAUGCAUUACGCGAUGAUCUCUUACAAAGUUUAGAUGAAGUACAACCUAGAAUAGAAAAGUUAAAAGAAACAUGCAAUAUAGUUAUACAGUCCUCUCAAGGCAAUAUCAAAAAUGUUGGUGUUGAUCUCCAACACGAAAUUGAUAAAAUAAUUCCAAGAAUGGAUGCUAUUCAUACAACUAGUAUUAAAACAUCAAGAAGGAUUCAAUCUCUUGGAUUGAACCAACAAACCGUUGGAAUGUUAUCUAUUCCGAAACAAUUGCGUCCGGUACACGAUGAAUUCUUCCAAUUUAAAGAAGAAUUUGAUACUUCUCUUAAGAAUGUAGCAACUCUUUCAAGAUCAAUCACUUCAAAGAUCGAUUUACAUAAUGGUGCACUAGAAAGUCUCAAAACUAUCCCAAAUGCACUUCAAGAAAACCUAGAAAAAAUUGCUCAACAACAAGAAGAAUGUGUUAAUGCUAGUGUAAUGAUAGAUCAGCUUAAACAGCAGCUUACCGCUAGUAUUAUCAAUGAACAUGAACAAAUUCUAAGUCAAUUCGAUGAAAAGGUCAAUAAAGCAGCUAAACUUGUAGAAGAUCUCGAAACUAAGGCUGAUGAUGGCUUAACUUCAACAACACAGAUUAACGAACAAAUUCAAACAGAAAAAUUCGAUAUAAAGAACUCUUUUGAAGAUUUAAUGAAGGAAAUACAAAAUACAUCGUUUACAAAGCUCGAUGAUAUGAAAAAGAAAGUUGAAUUAUCAAAUAAAGAAACUAUUUCGAAAAUUACAGAUUUACAAUCACAACUCACUAAUGAGUUGGAAGAAAUAUCGCGUUGUCAAUCUGAUAACGUGGUUUUAUCUUUAAUUGACGAAAUUGAAAAACAAAAGGAAAUGUCUGAGUUAGAAGCACUGAUAGAGAGAUUUAAUGCCUUAGAAAAAGCAAUUAAAGACCCUGCGACAAGACCUCCAGGUGCAGAUUACGAAGAUCUGAAUGGAAUUUAUGAAGGAAGAAAAGCUGUGUUUAGAUGCUUUGAUAAUGGAACUUUUACGGUUAAAUUUGUUGAUUAA
Trichomonas vaginalis G3 is the source of this 1140-nucleotide messenger RNA. RefSeq lists its product as uncharacterized. The transcript has a single exon. The record is from RefSeq and is a predicted model, not a curated record. Bases 1 to 1140 code for a protein of 379 amino acids. Lineage: Eukaryota; Parabasalia; Trichomonadida; Trichomonadidae.